Messenger RNA from Seriola dumerili (greater amberjack), 1203 nucleotides. RefSeq names its product chromosome unknown C4orf47 homolog (gene cfap96). The record is from RefSeq and is a predicted model, not a curated record. Gene Ontology annotation, cellular component: centrosome. NCBI's taxonomy places the organism in Eukaryota, Metazoa, Chordata, Actinopteri, Carangiformes, Carangidae. The transcript has 8 exons. Bases 72 to 1010 code for a protein of 312 amino acids.
AUAGAUAGAUAGAUAGAUAGAUAGAUAGAUAGAUAGAUAGAUUCACUGCUUCAGUCCACCACAGUGUAAAGAUGCCAUCAGCUGAGGAAAAGAGUGAUAUGGAGCGCCUGGGUGUGUUUAAAGAGAUGAGCUACAUCUCUUCAGGAGACAAGUACACUCCACCCUCCUCCCAUCCAUUCAAUGAGUCGGCCUAUCGCAGCCGGCAGAUGCAGGCGGGUGUGGCCACACAACGCUGUGCUCUGCAGAGCGGCUUCUUCGACAAGUCCUUCAAACGGGUUUUUGAACGUGAGGCUCUGAGUGACCCGCUGAGACUUGCCCAGCAGAACCGCAUCCAGCAGGCAAAGAAGAACCUGGGCAAGGCCUUCCUGCCCAGUAACGGUGUCAAGAAGCUCUGUGGGUCAGGCAGUUACUAUGGGACUCUGUCAGGACCCGUCGAAGCCAUGAGUCCUCUGACUGUCACCUGGAAACCUCAUCGCUCGCCUGGACGCAACAUCAUCUCCUCACCGCCCAAGAAAGGAAGUGGUUACAGCUAUCCCAACAUCACACUGUCUAGACUGCAGGUUUACGUCUCUGAGCCCUACGACAGAGCCAGAGAGGCUCUGAAGCGGGAGGCAGCAAUCCACCGCUCCAGGUUCAGAGACGGUCCCUUCAAGCUGAACCUUCACCCCAGAGAUUAUUUCCAGGUGAACCCAUACCACAGUGACAAGCCGCUGUCCCCAGCACAUAGACCAGUCCUGCCAGCCCAGAGAGUCUCUGCUGUUCCCUUCAAGCCCCCCUCCCCCAACAAACGGGCUGGAGGGAUGAAAGCAGGAACCUUUGACUCUUAUCCCUCUCACUCUGCUGAUCCCUUCAUCACUCGCCGUCCCAAACCCCCCGUCAAAGAGCCUCUGUUUCGUCCAGCUCCUGGUCCCAAGACCUCACCUGUGAAGAGCAUCAUCACUGUCAAUGUGAACAGGAGUGUUCACUCUGCAAACUACACCUCAACCAUCCCAGCUGCGAUGACCUUCUGACUACAUUACCCAUACUGCACCAACACUGGCAGUGUACAUGUUAUUUUAUUGUGUCUGUUUUACCAUCAGCUGUCACCAGACUCCUGCAGAUAUAAAGCUAUAAAGGUUUUUACUCCAUCAUGAAGACAAUGAGGUUUAAACAAUCAGCUCUUUCUGCUUCUGAAUAUUUAUAAUGUUGAAUGUUUGAAUUUCA